AAAAUGUUAUGGAUUGUAUGGACACAUAAUUUAAUAAUUCAUCUUGCUUUUCAAAGUGUAAUAAAAUAAGAGUGCACAGAGAGAGUAUAUGCGUGUAGGGCUGAGCUGUGAAAGACCUGUCCUCUCUCUCUAAUAAUUCUCUCUUUCACACUGUUGUUUUCUAACUUCUUGUCUUCAUUUUACCCUUCGUCAUCCUUCAAAUCUCUCUCACUAUCUGCCAUUCUACUCAAAUGUAUGUUUCUCUGAAGCAAUGAAGACGAAGAAGAUGGCUCAGAUCUACGCUCUUUUUGUUCUUCAUUUUACCUUCUUGUUUUCUACUGGUCUCUCUCACUCUUAUUCACUCGCUAGUUCCAACAGCGAUCUUUCAGACAAAGAAGUCCAUCUGAUCCGACAGCGACAGCUUCUGUACUACCGCGACGACUUUGGCGACCGUGGCGAGAAUGUUGUCGUCGACCCAUCUCUCGUCUUCGAGAAUCCACGUCUUCGAAGUGCUUACGUAGCUCUUCAAGCUUGGAAACAAGCCAUUCUCUCUGAUCCAAACAACUUCACCACCAACUGGAUCGGCUCAGACGUCUGCAGUUACACCGGCGUUUACUGUGCUCCGGCGCCGGAUAACCCACGGAUCCGUACCGUCGCCGGGAUAGAUCUCAACCACGCUGACAUUGCUGGAUACUUGCCUCAAGAGCUUGGUUUGUUAACGGAUCUUGCUCUGUUCCACGUUAACUCGAACCGGUUUUGUGGAACCGUACCGCAUCGGUUUAACCGGCUUAAGCUUCUGUUCGAGUUAGAUCUCAGCAAUAACCGGUUCGCCGGUAUAUUUCCUGCGGUUAUCCUCCAGUUACCGUCGUUGAAGUUUCUGGAUCUACGGUUUAACGAGUUUGAAGGACCUGUACCAAGAGAGCUCUUCAGUAAAGAUCUUGAUGCGAUUUUCAUUAACCAUAACCGGUUCCGGUUCGAGUUACCGGAUAAUCUUGGAGAUUCACCGGUUUCCGUCAUCGUCGUGGCGAAUAAUCAGUUCCACGGUUGUAUUCCGACGAGUUUGGGCGAUAUGAAGAACUUGGAAGAGAUCAUCUUCAUGAACAAUGGGUUUAACUCUUGCUUGCCGUCGGAGAUCGGACGGUUGAAAAACGUCACCGUGUUUGAUUUUAGUUUCAACGAGCUGGUGGGGUCGUUGCCGGCGAGUACCGGCGGGAUGGUUUCGUUGGAACAGUUAAAUGUGGCGCAUAAUAGAUUCUCCGGGAAGAUUCCGGCGAGUAUUUGUCAGUUGCCGAGACUGGAGAACUUUAAUUUCAGCUACAAUUUCUUCACCGGAGAGCCGCCGGUAUGUAUCGGUUUGCCUGGGGUUGAUGAUCGGCGUAACUGUAUACCGGCGAGACCUGCGCAGAGAUCUCCGGGGCAAUGUGCGGCUUUCUUGUCUUUGCCGCCGGUGAAUUGUGCAUCGUUUGGAUGUGGGCGAUCAGUUACUCCUAGUCCUCGGCCACCGGUUGUAGUCCCGUCACCGCCGACAACACCAUCUCCUGGUGGUUCACCUCCUUCACCUUCUAUUUCGCCAGCUAGUCCUCCGAUGAUGGUGCCUCCGUCUCCGAUUUCUCCAAUUCCUGCUCCUGUUUCGCCGUCGAGUCCUCCAAGCAUUGGUCCGUCUCCGCCGUCAACUCCACCGUCACCGCCUGGUUCUCCUAGUCCUCCUGGUGUAGUUCCAUUUCCUCCUCCGUCUCCGGUUUACUCUCCUCCCUCACCACCACCAUCGACAGGUCACUCCCCGCCAUCACCCUCGCCGCCGACUAAGUUUUCUCCUCCAUCACCACCGCCGUCCGCAGGUCACCCUCCUCCAUCACCACCGCCGUCGACGGGUCCUUCUCCCCCACCAUCACCACCGUCGACGGGUUACUCUCCCCCACCACCACCGCCGUCGACGGGUUACUCUCCCCCACCACCACCGCCGUCGACGGGUUACUCUCCCCCACCACCACCACCGUCGACGGGUUACUCUCCUCCAUCACCACCACCACCGUCGACUGGUUACUCUCCUCCAUCACCUCCACCGUCGGCAGGUCACUGUCCACCAUCACCCGCGCCACCAACAUAUUCUCCUUCACCACCACCUCCGCCGCCGACAUACUACCCACCGCAGCCACCACAACCAUCUCCCUCACAGCCACCUCAAUUUUCACCACCACCAACCCCUUACUAUUACAGCUCACCCCCUCCGCCGCCACAUUACUGGUUACCUCCACCACCGCACUCACCACCACCACCGGUUUAUCACUAUCCAUCCCCACCACCUCCACCAACGCCAGUAUAUUCCCCUCCGCCACCUUGCAUAGAUCACUCACCACCUCCACCUCCGCCUCCGACCGUACAUUACAGUCCUCCGCCAUCCCCUGUUUACUACAACUCACCUCCACCACCACCGUCCGUUCACUACAGUCCGCCGCCAUCUUCGCCACCUCCUCCGGUGAUUCACCAUAGCCCACCACCGCCACCUCCUGGUUACGAAGGACCACUACCGCCUAUUCCCGGAGUAUCAUACGCUUCUCCUCCACCGCCUCCCUACUAUUGAUUAUUUUCAGGCUUUUCUCGCAUGGGUUCCAUCAGUUAUGCCAAAACCCAAAACCGAAACGUUGUCGUCUCACAUCGAAGGAUACGGAGUCGUUUAUACCAUUUAUUCCAGAGGUGUGUGUGGUGGACUGGUGAAAGAUAUAUAUUCGCGAGGAGGAAAAUUAUCUAAGAUAAAUUAGGAGUUGCGGGGAAAAAGAAUAUGUAUAAGAGAAAUUAUUAAAAAAAUGGAGCAACUCAUCUUUAUGCUCCUUAUAUCUUUCAUUAGUCUUGUUUAGCUUAUAUAAUAAAAAUCAUUGUUGCUUAAACUGUUUUGUAUUUUUGUCUUAUAAAUUAAACUAUCUUUUUGAAAUUUC
Messenger RNA from Brassica rapa (field mustard), 2912 nucleotides. Its product is annotated as leucine-rich repeat extensin-like protein 5. The record is from RefSeq and is a predicted model, not a curated record. Lineage: Eukaryota; Viridiplantae; Streptophyta; Magnoliopsida; Brassicales; Brassicaceae. Gene Ontology annotation, molecular function: protein binding.